AUGUCGACGCUGCCAAGAAUUUCCCCCUCGCCCGUUCUUUCUAAGUUGACUGUUGUGUUUUGGCACUUUUGCGUAAACAAUGGAGUCAAGGCGACUACCCACAACAGCAUCAUAGUGACUCUACUUGGGCUGUCGGCCGUCCGCCCACAUGUGGGUACAUUAGCACCGAACAGCUAUAUAAGUCGCCCUGAAUCUCCCCAUUUCCUUCACGAUCCCACCUUCCGGCGAGUUAUGUCCCACCCUCGAGGGAAUCCGCCGUCCCGCACACCAACCCCCACAGACAAAUACACGAUCUAUUUGCCACCGAUCCUGCCACCACCAACAUUUACCCGUCUCUCGCCAUUUAGCGCACCCCCUUCUCCGGGAAUGCGGGAGGCAAUGGCGCGACCUGUCCCCCCGUUGUCGCUAGGGCAAAUCCCCCAAAUCCCAACCUUUCAAACCAUACGACCGAUUGCACACGCCACACCAACCCCCACUUAUGCGCCACAUGCGAGACAUCAUCAUACUUUGAAUUCCAGAGCCCUGCAGCAGACUCUGUCGCAGCAAGAGAUGCCGCCCCCGUGGGGCGUGGCUUUCAGCAAAUCACAGGACGGGGUUGCCAGUUCUUCAGACACGGAAGGUGUGGCGUGCUCGGGAAAGAAGAGAAGAAGGUAA
Molecule: messenger RNA, 654 nt
Organism: Mycena indigotica
Lineage: Eukaryota; Fungi; Basidiomycota; Agaricomycetes; Agaricales; Mycenaceae
Exons: 4
Coding region: 1-654 (217 amino acids)
Source: RefSeq, a predicted model, not a curated record